Molecule: messenger RNA, 2052 nt
Organism: Rotaria sp. Silwood1
Lineage: Eukaryota; Metazoa; Rotifera; Eurotatoria; Philodinida; Philodinidae
Source: the annotation of a GenBank genome assembly
AUGGCGACGUCUGGUAGAACACACGGCGAUAUUACUAAUGCUCCAAAAUCUUCCAAUAAUGGACUCGUACUUAUUUGGUUGGAUGAUUCUGCUGAAGAAGAUCCAAGUGUCAAAGGAAUUCUAUCUUCUCUUUUCGACAAUGUAUUGACUUUUUCUGAUCCUGAAGCAUGUCUUGAAUUAAUUGAAUCAAAUGAAAUUAAAACAUCUUGUUUAUCUAUUUUGAUCUCUGGUAAAUAUGGUCAAAUGCUUGUUCGUGAUCAUUUACAACCAUUAAAUCAAGUCAAAUAUAUAUAUGUCUUUUGUUUUGAUACUGUAAAACAUAGUCGAUGGGCGCAAACAUGUGAUAAAGUUCGGUGUGUUUUUUCGGAUAUUAAUAAAAUUCUUCAAUGUAUGCAAUAUGACAUACAAAGCAGUAUUGAACAGCAACACACAGAUGAUGAACAAGAACAAGAACAAGAACAAGAACAGCAACAAGAACAGCAACAAGAACAACAACAACAACAACACCAAGAAGAACCAAAACAACAACGAGAACGAUAUGCAGAUGACAAUAAUUUACUUGAUCAACUUGCACUUAAUCUUUUACUUCAAAGUCCAGAUGAUGGAGCCGAAGAUUUUGCUGAUUAUUGUCGAACACAUAAUCAAAAUAAUAAUCCAGAUCAUCAUGAUGUUGAUGAAGAACAUCCAGAAGAACAAGAAGAACAAGAAGAACAAUAUUAUAAUCCGGAACAAGCCAUUGAAGAAUGGUAUCAACCAAAUUUAUUUUUUACUAAUAUAAAUUCCAAUGAUUUAACUAAAUUAUGGACACUUCGUUGGUUUAUACGAUCAUUUCAUCGACAAUUAACUAAUGAACAAGAAAAAUUUAUUAAAGAUAAAACAAAAUUUACUGUUAAUCAUGGUACAUCGUUAAGUACAGAUGAACUUGAUGCAAUGAAACAUCGUAUCGGUCAAAUAAUUGUUUUUACUGAAUUACUAAUGACAUAUACAAAUCGACAAAUAGCAUUAGAUUCUAUGCCAAAUGAUGAAAAAAAUAAUAAAUAUAAAGUUCUAUUCGAAAUUAAUAUUGAUCCAACUAAUCGUAAUACUAUACCAUAUGCUGAAAUAAAAAAAGAACAAGUUUUAUUAUGGUUUGGAGCUCGAUAUCGUUUAACUAAAAUCGAAUAUGUUGAACAACAAGAUGAAGAACACGAUGCAUAUUGGUUAAUUGGUUUAAAUUUACAUUCAACACUUAAUUCAAAACCUUCUAUUCAAAAUUUAUAUCAAUAUUAUCAUAAAGAAAUAACAGAAUUAAAUAAUAUUCAUCAUGCAUUUGGUCGUAUACUUAUGUAUAAAGGUUUGUAUGCUCAAGCAGAAAAAUGGUUACAAAUAGGUAAUCAUUAUCAAGAAUUAACUGAAUUAGCUAUACGUCAAGGUCAUUAUGAACAAGCUAAACAAUAUCUUGAACAUUUACCGGAAGAGUCGUAUGAUGUUAAUUUAUUGCAUGUUUAUUUAAAUAUUUUAACAUCGAAUGAUAAUUUUGCUAAAGCACGUUUUACUUUAAUGAAAAUUAUUUCUGAAGCAACAGAUAAAUUUAUACGAGCACAAGCUAAUAUUGUUCUUGGUUUUAUUAGUUUAAUUAUAACACAACAAUUUGAUCUUGCAUUUGAUCAUUUUACAAUAGCUAAUGAUAUUCUACGUAAAAUUUUACCAGAUAUUCAUCCAACUAUUGCUAAAUCAUAUAUUGGAAUAGGUUAUACAUAUUAUAUACAACAUAAAAUAGCUGAUGCAAGAAAAUGUUUUCAAAUGGCUUUAAAUAUUCAAAAACAAUCAUUAACAUAUAGUCAUCCAGAUUUUGCUAAAACACGAAAUGGUAUUGCUCAUUGUUAUUCCGGUGAUAAACAAACACUUAAACAAGCAUUGAAUGAAUUUGAAUAUGCACUUCAUAUUUUAUUAGAUAUAUUUCGACACGAACAUCAACAUCAUCCAGAAAUAUUAGCAACUAAGAAUGAUAUUGAAAAGUUAAGAAAAGGAAAAGAAUUACGUUCACGCAAUAUCUUACUUGACUACAUAUAA